Messenger RNA from Haliotis rufescens (red abalone), 5294 nucleotides. RefSeq names its product con-Ins Im2-like. Gene Ontology annotation, molecular function: hormone activity. Lineage: Eukaryota; Metazoa; Mollusca; Gastropoda; Lepetellida; Haliotidae. The record is from RefSeq and is a predicted model, not a curated record. Gene Ontology annotation, cellular component: extracellular region. Bases 367 to 795 code for a protein of 142 amino acids. The transcript has 3 exons.
AUCAUCUCAAACGAGGCUGCGUGGGGCCGUUGUGUCCUUUAUCCCGGUGAGAAGGUAGCGGUGCGCUGACACUAACUCACCCCCUCAAGCCACCCUCCACCCUCCACCUGUUGUCCUCCGUCCCACCCAUCUCCAACUGCAAGUGGCUACCGCCCGUUAGCGCGUCUUUCCCCCUGCAUAACCCUCCAUCUCCGUGCUUCCAACAGUCCGCCUGCCUGCUCCCCGCUAUCAGCUGAGCCUCCCUAGUGACGGUCCACGAGCCGAUAAAAGUCGGGAGCGCCCUCGCUACUGUCUCUUGAAGCGCCGUCACACCACGGUACACACAUAGCCAAGGUGCCUUUGUCCGCUUGCUCAGUACAAGGCGGAAUGGAAGGGCUGAAGACAGGAAGAUGCCCCCUCGUGCUCCUAGGUGUUCUAUUUCUGCACGUCGGUUGGGUACUAGGAGACUGGGAACGCUCGUGUUCACUAGAGACAAAGAGGGAGGGACCGCGAGGUUUCUGUGGGUCGCGCCUCCCGGAUAUACUACAGCUCGUGUGUCGGGUCUACGGUGGUUACACAGAGAAGUGGUUCCGGAAGCGGAGUGACGAAGAUAGCAAAAACAGAAUAAAAGAUAUUAUCUUAGGAAAAAGGGAUGCCCUCUCCUAUCUUAGUAAACGAAGCACUAGCUCAUUCGGCGAGCAAGGAAUCACCUGCGAGUGUUGCUACCACAGGUGUACUUUAAGAGAGCUGCGGCAGUACUGCAAAUCGUCACAGUUAACUAGCGGUCGACAACCACUACACCUGGGCCGCAAAUAGCUGGACUCCCACCCAUUCCUUUAUUCCUGCCUCCCCUCCCUGCUCACUGUCUAGCCUCUUCCGGCUGCACCUUCUGCUAAGCUCCGCUGUUCACAUCCAAGACACAAGUCUCUCUGGACUCAUUGACAGUCGAUCUGUGUUAGACGUGGGAUAACACACCACAUUAUACAUUUUGUAUCCACAUAUUCAAGCAGAUGAUGAUUAACCAGAUGAUGUUUGACAACCCAGUGCUUCUGAUUAUUUUGCUAAAGGUGCUUGAAAUUCCUGUGAACGAUGGUAGCACCUGCGACUCGGUGAUGUGGCAAAACGCCAUUGUGUUUGUGUGUGGCUAAUACUUGACCCAACUUCUUGAAGGCAAAAUGAAGGCAAUUUGUUGCGUAUUAUUAAGUAAUGGAUGUGUGCGGAGGUUGCUCAAGCGCACCACAGAAGAUAAGACUUGGAUUUAUGGUGACUUUACGAUUGGUUUGGACAGAGGAAUAUAGUCAGUGGCAUUAUACAUUGGUGACAGUGACAAUUGGUGAAGCAAUGCUGUACAUGUCAAACGUACAAGAUCAGAAUCGCGGUUGAUUUUAAUUCUAAUUUGAAACCCAUCCUUAAAUUUAGUAAGACAUUUAGAUCUUUGCUUCUUACGGUGAUCAGCAUGUGAUGAUCAUGCAAAAGAGGCCAAACAUCAUCCCUAGUGCACUUCUGAUCUUGCCUCUUUGCGAAACACUAAUACGUUGUGAUGAAUAUCAUGUCACGUGGUACGGAGCGCACAGGGACAGGAUCCCGAAGGAAACAUUUGUUUCAUUACAUGAGUUUGUUAAUACUAUAAGGGUAACGCUAUUUUUCAGGGCAUUAUCAUUUGCAGAAGCCCGAGGUCUUCCAUUAACGGCCCGACGAAGGAGGGCAGUUGAAAAGACCGAGGGCUUCUGCAAAUAAUAAUGCCCGGAAAAAAAGUGUUACCGUUAUUAUAGCUAAACUGGAUGGAAUUUGUUAUCAAAUAAAAAAGAAACAACAAUAUCGGUUUUGAAACAUUUACUGCAAUCAACACGAAUGCCACUGACCCACUUUUACAAAUAUGGAAACGUCAUAGAACAAAUCAGAUGACGUCACUAUUCAACGUGACGUCACCUAUCCCAAUCCUAUGUCGUCACCUAAGAACGGGCGUGAUAAUGGCCCGUCGUCAAGCGAUAUGAGGGCAUUAUCAAGUUACAGUGGCCCGCUGAUUUCUGAUAACAUGCGGGCGGUUUAAUGAUAAUUCUAUCCAUUUUAGCUAUAAUAACGUGUAUCCUGUUAGGUUGAAACCAUUAAGUGCCAUCCGUGUGCAUCAAACAUUCGUUGCCCGUUGUCCAACAGCCUUUAUCAUUGCUAGAGAGUUUAUGCAAACUAUACGCUGUUUUAAAUUUCUUUAAUACUAUUCUUUCGCUCAUCGUAAUUAUUUUUUUUCUAAAAGUCUACUUUAUUGUACGUGUAAUCAGGUGGCAUUACGCCGGGCAGAGAUAAAAGACAUAAGAUCAAAGCAUUGCUAUCCUUAGUUUAAUGCAGAUAUUGAUUUCAAGACAGAAACGUGAAUUAAUAACUCAGCAAAUUCUUUUUUAAGAAUUUACACGGGAAUACAUUGAGGUUGCUUAUAAUUUUUGCAGGUAUUUUUAUCUGAAUAUCUACGGUAAUAUAAAAAAAAUUAAGUACUCACGAGAAGUAAUGUUAUUCACGGUAAAGUAUCCAGAAAUGGCUUAAAUGACACUGAAGAGGCUUAAGACUCGCUUCAAAGCAUAUGAAGUAUCCAGUCGUCAUCGGGGAAACGUGUCUUACUUACUUCAAAGCCAGUGGGGCGUUUUUCUUCGCCAACAGCAUAAAGAACGUUGUCAAGAACGAGAAACGUGUCCCUGUUUCUUGUCAUGCAAUAUAUAUGUACACAAGUUUGAAUAGGUUGUCACUAAUGUGCUCUGAUUGUACACGACAUGUAGCAUGAAACCUGAUAGCUCUGAAAAGAAGUUCGUGAAGCAAAAAUGUUUGGUGUAUUUUGUCAGUCAGAAAAUAACACAUUGUUUACGUUUCGACCUUUCUGUAACAUUUGUCAUUGUUUUGGUUAACAUUGCAACAACGUGUCCAUUAAAGAGACAUGAAUAGAUUUACACAAUAUGAAUGACAUGUUUUAUGAGACCAUAGGAAAGAUAUUAAAUAUUUAGAAGUCAUAAGUCAUCUCGUGAUGUGAAUAUUGUUAUUACGGUAACCUCAGAGAUGGUAGAUCGGUUAUUUUAAUCUUUUAUUGUACGUUUGUACAUUUGUACAUUUGUUUUCAAUUGUGAGCAGGCACGGUCGUUGGUUUGCCACCUUUCUUUUAUUUAGUCAUUGUAUUCAACAAUUCACUCAGACAUACUAUUCCAUGUAUUUUUAUGUUUGUACGGACCGUGCUGUCUCAAUGUGCUGCUCAUGCGAUGUUAAAAUGACGUGGUAUCGGAACAGGGAUGCAGGAUGUCACAUGGCGAGCACGAGGUGACGGGGUGUUACAUGGCGAGCACGAGGUGACGGGGUGUUAUAUAGCGACCACCAGGUGGCGGGUUGUUACAUGGCGACCACAGGUGACGGGGUGUUACAUGGCGACCACAGGUGACGGGGUGUUACAUAGCGACCACCUGGUGGCGGGGUGUUACAUGCGACCACAGGUGACGGGGUGUUACAUAGCGACCACAGGUGACGGGGUGUUACAUGGCGACCACAGGUGACGGGGUGUUACAUGGCGAGCACGAGGUGACGGGGUGUUACAUAGCGACCACCAGGUGGCGGGGUGUUACAUGGCGACCACAGGUGACGGGGUGUUACAUGGCGACCACAGGUGACGGGUUGUUACAUGGCGACCACAGGUGACGGGGUGUUACAUGGCGACCACAGGUGACGAGGUGUUACAUGCGACCACAGGUGACGGGGUGAUGAUGCGACCACAGGUGACGGGGUGUUACAUGGCGACCACCAUGUGGCGGGGUGUUACAUGGCGACCACAGGUGACGGGAUGUUACAUGGCGACCACCAUGUGGCGGGGUGUUACAUGGCGACCACAGGUGACGGGGUGUUACAUAGCGACCACCAUGUGGCGGGGUGUUACAUGGCGACAGCCAAGUGGCGGGGUGUGACAUGCGACCACAGGUGACGGGGUGUGACAUGCGACCACAGGUGACGAGGUGUUACAUUGCAACCACCAGGGGGCGGGGUGUUACAUUGCGACCACCAGGGGGCGGGAUGUUACAAGGUGACCACCAUGGGGAAGGGUGUUACAUGGCGACCACAAGGGGGCAGGAAGUUCCAUGGCGACCACCAGAGGGCAGGGUGUUAAGUGGCGACCACCAUGGCACAGUAUAUUACGUGGAAAUGUUACUUAACUACUACAACUUAGCCGUGCAUUACAUAACGACAACCAGGUGUCGGGUUGUUACAUAACGACCGCCAGGUGGUGAAAUGUUACUUUGUGUUAUUUUAUUAUGGCGACAUCGAAAUUUUUAUGGAGACCACCAGGUGGCGGGGUGUUACAUGACGACCACCAGGUGGCGGGUUGUUACCUAACGAUCACCCAGUAGGGGAAUGUUAUUUUGUGUUAUAUGAGUGUCACAUGGAGACAUCCAUGAGGCCUAGAUUUUAGAUGGCGACCACCAGGUAGCGGAACGUUAGGGGCCAACGUAUGGGUAACGGACCGUAACAUGACGACCUUUAGGAGGGAGCACCGUAACAUGCCAACUGCUUGGUGGUGAAACGUUACACAUCGUCUUCAGGGUGGCGAGCCUUAACAUGACAGUUGGAUGACAGACCGCAACAUGCUGACUUCUCUGUAACGAACCGUGACAUGCCGACUUAUGACGUGGUGCACCGUAACAUGCUGUCCCCGGGGUGGGGCACACCUUACAUGCUGUCCGCGGGGUGGGGCACCGUGACAUGCUGUCCGCUUGUUGGAACGCACUGUAACAUGAUGUCUGCUGGGUGGGGGACACUGUAACAUACCGACUUCUUGGUGGAAGGCCGUGACUGCCGACUUGGAAUACGUCUUGAAACAAGGCCUUAUUUACAUGUCCACAUGCAGUUUUCAUGUCCGUAUAAAUGUCAUAUUUUAAUUAGUAGAUGCAUCAUUUCAAUUCCUCUCAAACAUUAAUACCAGGAAAAGUACUGGGGCAGAAAUAAUUAGGCAUUUGGGUGUUCAAGUUAUUGCCAAUCUGGCUGCAGUUUGGGUUACAGCGGGGAAAACGGACACACCUUCCGGAGAUAAUAGGAGCAUACACUACGAGACUGCUAUACCCCAUCUGUCCCAUGCACGCUCUUGUACCCCUCCCCAGACACCUUCACUUUAAAUAUCUUCUCCGACCACCUUCACACCACCCCUUCUUUCUCCCUCCCCUCCCUUCUUUCUCCCUCCCCUCCCCUCCCCUCCCCUCCCCAACCACCGCACGCCAUGUUUCGCCUGCGUCCACCUCUGUCUGCUUGAACGGGAGGAGUUGGUUUUGGGUCGUGGUGGGAAUAAACAGUAAACAUCA